Messenger RNA from Panicum virgatum (switchgrass), 3106 nucleotides. RefSeq names its product serine/arginine repetitive matrix protein 1-like. The record is from RefSeq and is a predicted model, not a curated record. Bases 110 to 2722 code for a protein of 870 amino acids. Lineage: Eukaryota; Viridiplantae; Streptophyta; Magnoliopsida; Poales; Poaceae. The transcript has a single exon.
CGUUCCUACCGAUCGUACCGUACGCGCCCUUUCUCCGGCCAAAUCAUGGCGUCAUCCCGUUUAUGGGCGAUCAUCUUAAGCAAACCUGAAACCUCACCUCACCUCACCCAUGUUAUGUAUACAGUAUAUAUACCUCAGCUCAGCUCAGAGGCGGAGAGAAGAAAGCAGUCCUGAGCCUAGGACUAGGACAGGGAGAGAGGAGAAAACCGAACAGCCAAAAAAGCCAACAGCAGCGAGACAGAGAGCGAGCCUUUUGCCCUUUUGCCGUUCGGAUUCGCAUCCAUCUCUGCGCCACGCCGCCGGGCCGCUCAUGGACGGGCAGGUGAGGGAUUCUUCUGCCGCGGCGGCGCCCAGCACCAGCGGCGCGUCCGACGGGGACGACAAUGCGGGCGCCGGCGGGGCAAAGGUCUGGGUCCUCGUGCUCCUCUUCGCGCUGCUCCUGCUGCCGUUCCUCCCCUCCGCGGUGCGCCGCGGCGGCCCCACGCCCUGGGCGGGCGGAGGACUCGGAGGCGGAGGGGGCGGCGGCGGGGGCGCCGGGUACCGCCGCGGCGGGAUCAGCUUCAAGAGCGGCUGGGACGUCGUCAACCUCUGCCUCGUGCUCUUCGCCAUCCUCUGCGGCCUCCUCGGCCGCGGCGGCGCCGGGGACGGGGACUCCUCCUCCUCCUCCUCGUCGUCGGCGGCGGCGGCCAAGGACGGCCGGCAGGUGUCUCCCGCGCCGCCCGCAGCGGGCGCGGGGGACUGGGGGGAGGGGUACCACCACUCCUUCGACAGCGUCUACGCCAGCCUUCCCCGCCCCAACCACGCGGCGGCGGGGAUCCGCCGGAUGAAGAGCAGCAGCUCCUACCCGGAGCUGCGCCUCGGCAGCGACGGCGUCUGGAGCCUCGCGUCGCCCGAGGCGGCCUGCCGCUCCUACGACGACGAGCAGCUCUACCGGAACCGCCGCCCGGAGCGCCAGGAGCGGACCUGGGACGUCGACCCGCACGGGAGGGCGGCGGAGGUCAAGACGAUCCCCGUCGACACGUUCGUCGAACGCGGCCGGAGGUCACCGCCUCGGGAGCCGCGGAGGCGGAGGAGGAGCGUCGAGAGGCUCCCCAAGAUGCCCGAGGUGGAGGAGGAGAGGCCGCGGCCCAGGGACGCGGCCGUGUCGCCGGCGAGGAGCAGGAGGUGGAGCGCGGGGGCGGACGACGUCGUCAUACCGGAGCAGGAGGUGCGGGUGGCGACGCCGGCGCCGAGGAUCAGGAGGUGGAAUUCGGAGUCGUUGGACUCGAUACUGGACCGGGAGGCGGCGGUGGCGCCGGCGAGGAGCAGCAGGUGGAGCGCGCCGGCGGCGGACGUCAUACCGGAGCAGGAGGCGCGGGUGGCGCCGCCGAGGAUCAGGAGGUGGAACUCCGAGUCGCUGGAUGCCAUACUGGACCAGGAGGCGGCGGUGGCUCAGACCAGGAGCAUGAGGUGGAGCGCCGAGGCGGUUGACGUGAUACCGGAGCAGGAGGCCCGGGUGGCGCCGGCGAGGAUCAGGAGGUGGAACUCGGAGUCGUUGGAUGCGAUGCUGGACCAGGAGGCGGCGGUGGCUCCAUCGAGAAGCAUGAGGUGGAGCUCGCCCCCGGUGGACGUGAUACCGGAGCAGGAGGCUCCGGUGGUGAUGGCACCUGCUGCGGCACAGCCUCCGUCUCCGCCGCCAGCGCCUCCGCGACGGCGACGGCGCAGCGUCGAGAAACUGCCGAGACCAGAGGACGUGGAGCAAGACAUUGUAGUGGAAGAGGUCAGGAACCCGAUGCCGCCGGCCAUGUUCCCGCCUGGAACGCCACCCCCGCCUCCGUCGACGGUGUCGCGCAGCAAGAAGAAGCGCGGCGGUAGCGUGGGCGGCGCCAAGGAGCUGGCGUCCGCCAUUGCUCUGUUCUACCAGAAGAAGCGCAAGAGCAUUACCAUGAAGGCCAAGAGGCGGCCCCAUCACCACCACCAUUCCGACGGCCACUACUCGCCGCCGUCGUCCGACGCGUCGGCGAGCCCCGACUCCAGUGUCCGCACCACCAACGCCCCGCCGCCGCCUCCCCCGCCCCCGCCGUCCUCCAUCUUCUCCAACCUCUUCAAGAACAAGAAUGGCGGCAGCAAGAGCCGCCGCAUCCACUCCGUCGCGCCGCCGCAGCCGCCACCCCCGCCACCACCCACUCGCCGAUCGAAGAAGCCGCCUCCGCCCCCGUCUCGCCCCGCACCUCCAGCACCGCCGCCGCCACCGGUUAGAAUGCGCCCGCCGCGCGCGAACGCGCACGCGCACACGCACACGCACGCGCACGCGCACGCGCAGCAGCCACGCGCACACGCACACGCACACGCACGCCACAUCUACUACGCCUACUACCCGCUCCCGCCGGCGUCGCCGCCGCUACCUCCACCUCCUCCGCCGCCACCACCGCUGGUGUCCGAGGGCGACGGUGACACCCCUUCGGUGCUGGCCUCGCCGGCGCCCUCGUACUGCGCGAGCCCCGACGUGAACACCAAGGCGGACAGGUUCAUCGAGAGCUUCCGUGAGGGGCUGAAGCUGGAGAAGCUCAACUCGUACCGGGAGAAGUGGCAGAGGCACAUCCAAGAGGACGCCACCGUGGAGAUUGAGGAGGACGGGGAGUUCAUGGUGAUCGGGUCGCUCUUCGGCAGCGACGACGAGGAGGACGACGGCAUCUCGUUGCCGGAGACGCCGGCGACCGCUGCUGUCGCCGUCGGCUUCUAACGCCUCUGACAUUUUGAAGGAAAAAAACAAAAAAAAGGAGUUGGAAAACUUGGUCCUCAAAAAAUGGAGCGAGAGAGAGAGAAGAUACAACAAAAGAUUAGUAUUUCUUCUGGCUGCUAAUCCCGGUUUGUCUGCAGUACAGUACUGUUCGUGAAUGAUUUCCUUUUUUCGCUGAUUUUGGGUAGUUAUUAGGGGAUUGACAGUGAGGUUUGUGAGAGCGAGAGGGAGCCCCUUUUGUGCUUGUUUUAAAAUGGCCAAAAAGCUCUCCUUGGGUGCUGCAUUAGGAGAGCCGAUUUGAUGAACUUCAUGUCUAUUGCACUUCGGAAGCUUUUGGACUUUGUAAAAAUACAUCAUGACAAAGUGAAGCAUCUUUACCCUUUUCUC